Diversispora eburnea is the source of this 903-nucleotide messenger RNA. The record is from the annotation of a GenBank genome assembly. Lineage: Eukaryota; Fungi; Glomeromycota; Glomeromycetes; Diversisporales; Diversisporaceae.
AUGCGCCCAAUUACUCAUACUUUAGCCCAUAAUGAACAUAGUAAUAGUAAAUUGGCAUCAGGAAAUAUUGGUCUUGGAUUUGGUCUUACAGCAAUGUCUGCUGCUGCUUCAGCGUUAGGAUCUCUCACUCCAUUUCUUGACUUAUUAUUUCCAUAUAUACCAUGCCUUAGUGGUGUUAAAAUUACAGAAUCUAAAGGUUUUCUGGCUGGUUCAUUUUCCUUUUCUGCUGGAAUUUUAUUAUUUCUCACCUUAGGAGAUCUUUUUCCUGAAUCAAUAAGUAGUUUUAAAGAAUCUAGAAAAUUUGACCGAAAAUUUUCAUCAAUACUUGCCUCUUCUAUAUUUAUUAUAACAGUAUUAAUUAUUAUGUUAAGUAAAAAAGCAAUUAAAGUUUAUCGUGAAGACGAAAAAACUGAAGUUUUUAAUAAUAUCGAUGAUUCCAAAAAUAAUGUUUUAAAAGAAGAAGUCAAGAUAGGUGAAAAAGAUUUAAAUAAUGAAGAUAAUGAUAUUGUCUCACCCCAUACUGCUCGCAAACUAAAGCAUUUGGGUGUUUCAAUAGCUAUCGCAUUAGCAAUUCAUAAAAUUCCUGAAGGAUUAAUAAUAUCCUUACCAAUAUAUUAUGCAACUCAAUCACGGCUUAUUGCCUUCUCAAUAGCUGCAUCCGUUGGCGUAGUCUCACAAAUGUUGGGUGCUAUCCUUGGUUAUGUACUCUUUGUUACCGUUUGGAAUUCUGCAGUAUCAGGAUUCCUUUUUGCUAUCGUUACGGGAUUUUUACUUUAUAUAAUUUUACAUGGCAUGUUACCCUUAGCACGAAGUUAUGAUCCAAAGGAUAAAUAUUGUACAUAUUACUUAUUUGCUGGAUUAUUCUUUUUCUGUUUUGUUGAAUCAAUUUUCGAUCUUGCUUAA